CGCCUACCGCCGCCACCGCCGCCGCCACCGGCCGCCGCCGCCAUGGUGACAAUUUCCGCCUCUCCGGCGACCAUCUCCCAACAGCCGCCAAUCCCAACUGUCGACUCUCUCUCUGACAUUGUUGACAUGACCAAGAUGACCCAAUCUGACCUCCUCGCCCUCUCCCUCCGCUCCUCCUCCGCCGUCGACGCCCACCUCCCCGAUGAACUCCUCUGCCCAAAGAUCGAUCGCUCUAUCUUCAACGAGAGCGCCGGCUCCCGCCGCCAGACCUAUUCUCGUCCCCCGAAGCCCCAAUCCCCCGCCACCGCCGCUACAUCCGCCACCACGACCGGUCACCACCAUCGCAACCGCCUCCCCGGUCUUCUCCCCACUCCGAAACCCCCUCCAGUCUCCGCCGACGAUCCGGAACGCCACGAAAACAGAACGAUCAUCAGCUAUCUCAAGCAUUUCAUUUCUCAAAACCCUAAUCCUAAUUUCGGUCACAUCGAUUUGACCCCUCCCUCGCUGCCCGCACCACUAGGCCCCGUGAGGGAGUCAAUGAAUUGGAUGAGUUUCGGCAACGAGAGGAAGCGGAAGAGAGGAAGGAAGCCGAAGGUGAAGGUGAAUGUGGAGGGAAGUGAAAUGGGGUUAGAAAUUGUGAAUAGGGAUGGAGCGGUGGUUGACAUUGAGUCAUUGGCGAGUGCUGACGAUCCUUAUGCCGAAGAAUUGAGGAAAAGGACGGAAGGUUUGGUGACAGAGGAGGAGUUGUUAGGGUUUCUGAGGGAUUUGGGAGGGCAAUGGGGCAGUAGGAGGAAAAGGAGGAAGAUUGUCGAUGCAUGUGUCUUAGGGGAUGCAUUGCCAGUUGGGUGGAAGCUCUUGCUUGGUCUCAAGAGAAAAGAGGGACGCGCUUCGGUGUUUUGCCGCCGAUAUAUAAGCCCAAGUGGUCAACAAUUCAUAUCAUGCAAGGAGGUUUCUUCCUACCUUCGUGCGCACUUUGGGCUUAAAGAUGCAUGCAGGCCAGCGAGUCAAAGAACCAAUGAUAUUCAGCACGAUUUCAAACAUGCAAGCGUUACCUAUAAGGACAGUAGCCAAAGCCCUGGCAACAUUAGCAGAAUGAGUAAGCCUAUUCCGUCUCUGUCAAAUGACCAUGGUCAGGAGGUUAAUUUGCUUGGAAUUGACAAUUUGGCGGAGGUUCAAAUACUCGACCUUUUCGAAUGUCAUAAAUGCAACAUGACUUUUGAUGAGAAGGAUGCGUAUCUGCAACAUCUGCUAUCCUUCCACCAAAGGACAACAAGGAGGUAUAGGCUUGGUUCAUCUGUAGGAGAUGGAGUAAUAAUGAAAGAUGGAAAAUACGAAUGCCAAUUCUGCCAUAAGGUAUUUGAUGAAAGGCGUCGAUAUAAUGGUCAUGUGGGAAUCCAUGUGAGAAACUAUGUUAGAAGAGUGGAAGAAACGCCUGGACAGGUGGUUCUUCAGAAGAACAUUGAGUCUUCAAGCAGGGAUGUUCUACCUUUGAAGAUAUCUAAAAUGGAUGCUCUCAUUGAAAUUGCACAGAGUUCAAUUCUCGAAACUUCUCCUGUCGUAGAUGAUCAUAAACUGUCUGACAAUUGUCAUCGUGAUGGACUUAAUGAGGAGAAAGUUGAUGCUGUAACAGAAACUAAUACUGGCCCUUGGAUAGACUUUGGUCCUUCUGUCGGUGAACCAAGAAUAAAAAGAAACUCCAGUGAGGAAGCUAUGGAACCAGAGUCAACUGAUGAAGAUGGUCGGAAUAUGGAUGCUCAUAAGGAAGGGAAGUUUGAUGACUGCGGCGAUGUUGUAGAUGUCAAGAUAAGCUCUAAUUUUGGUACUACAAUCGAAUUAGCUAUUGAAGAAAUUUGUCACACAUCCAAGACAUCUGGUGGAGAAGAUGAUCAGGCAUUUGCAGUUCAAGCAAGUAGCGAUAAAUGUGGUAUUUUGCAGGAAAAAGGACCUGAAAUUUCUCCCGUCCUACUGAAUGAUAAUAAUAGUAUUGCAAAUUGUAAAAAUGCUGAAAGUUUGGCUAGCAACUUAGAUCCUCCCGAGAGUGAUGGGAAAGAGCUAGAAAGUACAUUGGGAAGCAGGAAAAAUGAAGCCAGUGAUCAUGUGAUCAAGACAAUGCAGCAGAUAUUUGAGAGUACCUUUGAUGAAGACGAAGCUCCUGAUUCAGUCUCCAAGGAGGAGAGUGAUCCCCAUGCUGCUGAACAGAGAAAUUAUGACUUUGCAGCAUUUGAGGAGAUGAGAUAUGAUGAAGAGGAAACUAUGAAGUAUGAUUUGGUAACGGCAGAAGAUCCCCUGACAGAUGUCCCGGUAGAAAUGCCAAAUAAUGCUGACAUAGAGCAGCAGUAUGUUUCUCCUGUUCGGUUUGGACCAGAAGAAGUGAUGUUAGAUGUGGUUGCAAGACAGCAGCUUACUACUGCUUGUAUGUGGUGCGGCGUAGAGUUUAAGCAUGAUGCUGUUGAUUCAGAUUUGCCAUCAGAGUCGGUUGGUUUUAUGUGCCCAACCUGCAAAGCUAAAAUCUCUGGACAACUCAAUCUACUGGACAGUGGUUUUGCCUCGAACUGAGGCCAUGUCUGAGCUGGCUUCACAAUCAUCCUGUUCUGUGGGCCAGCUGCAGUUAUGAUCGGGUAAUGCAGACUGGAGAUCCAACAGGGAAAUUAUCUGCGAUUACCAUUUUUGAGCAGUCAAAUGUAUUUGCUUUACUUGUUUCUGACCUGUCAAGUCACUGGUGUAAUGUAUAUAUAGUUAAUGUUGUGUAUUCUGUGUGUAUGAAUGCCUUAUCUAUUGGCAGAAUCCCCCCCCCGAAUAUUAAGGGUUUAAUCUCAAAUCUCAGAUCAUGUUAUGUAUUGGGAAAUCUGUAUACAAUUCUGUCCCCUUGUUUUAGCCCCCUCUUGGAAGGUUUAACAUAGCUCAUUUGUUUCUUUCUGUUCAGUUUUUAUGAUUGGUUAUGAUUUUAA
Syzygium oleosum is the source of this 2948-nucleotide messenger RNA. RefSeq lists its product as uncharacterized. The record is from RefSeq and is a predicted model, not a curated record. The transcript is spliced from 5 exons. Lineage: Eukaryota; Viridiplantae; Streptophyta; Magnoliopsida; Myrtales; Myrtaceae. Gene Ontology annotation, molecular function: DNA binding. Bases 43 to 2556 code for a protein of 837 amino acids.